AUGAGGUCGAUCUUCUCGCGCAACCGCGCGUCAACAACCUCCCCGGGCAACGAUGUCACGCGCACCUCGCAAGAAACAGACGAUGCGACGCUCACCGACUUCCACCGGAUGGCGCACGAGAUGGGCGUCUCGGGCGCCUACGAACGCAAGGUCGCUCUGCUCAAUCGCACCAUCAAGGAGGAAAUCGGUUUCGGUCGCUUUCAGAUCUGGCUCACCUGGCUCGCGGGCUUUGGCUGGUUCGUUGACAACAUCUGGUUCCAGGCGCUCUCCAUGUCGCUGCCUCAGAUCAAGCUCGAGUUCUCCCCGACGCAUGUUCAGUUCGCCACCCUCGCGUUGUAUUUAGGGUUGCUGAUCGGCGCGACCUUCUGGGGGUUUAUGGCCGAUGUGAUUGGCAGGCGGCCAAGUUGGAACAUUACGCUGUUCAUCAGUGCUGUGUUCGGUAUUGCCGUCGGCGGUGCGCCGAACUUUGUUGCUCUGGGAGGGUUGUUGUCGUGCCUGGGGUUGGGACUGGGCGGAAAUCUGCCGGUGGACGGUGCGAUGCUCAUCGAGUUCAUCCCAAGCACGCACCAGUGGAUCCUGACGUUCCUGUCCAUCUUCUGGUGCUUCGGCCAGCUGUUCGCUGCAUUCAUCGGAUGGGCGUUCAUCACCAACUACAGGUGCGAGACUGCAGAUGCCUGCCCCAGGGAGUCCAACGUGGGUUGGAGGUAUACCUGGUUCCUGUUGGGAGCGGUGACGUUCUUGAUGUGGAUUGCAAGGUUCUGGGUCUACCCCAUCCCGGAGAGCCCCAAGUUCCUGAUUGGCAAGGGCAGGGACGAGGAGGCGUUGGAGGUGAUCAGGUUCAUCGCGGCGCAGAACGGCAAGAGCACGACGCUGACGCUGGAGCAGCUCAAAGCGGCGGGCGAAGGACUGACGGUGGCGAUCACCACGGUGGAUGUCAACGAGAAGAAGCUCGCUCGCGAAGACGAUGCCGAGGCCAAGGGUGCUUUCGCUCCACCGACGACCGAGAAGAAGCAGGACGGCACAGCAGCCACCCCGCUUGCCACAUCGACGCACGACUCGGACGGCGUCCCCGCUCCCACCGCAGUCGCUACCACCUUCAAAGGCCGUUUCCUCUCCGUCUCGGAUCUCACCCAGCUUCGUCGCUCUCUCCAAGAAUUCGACACACACCACAUCACCGCGCUCUUCUCCACGCCUCGCAUGGCAUGGAACACGGUCCUCAUCUGCUUCCUGUGGGGUCUCAUCGGGCUCGCCUACCCACUGUACAACGCCUUUAUUGCGCUGUACCUCGCCAACGCCGGCGCCAACCAAGGCGAGACCACCCAAGCGGAACAGUAUCGCGAUCUGGUCAUCAUCGCGGCCUGCGGUAUCCCUGGUUCUUUCGCCGCUGCUGCGCUGAUCGAGCUCCCCGCCACAGGUCGUCGUGGCACCAUGGCCCUUUUCACCUGCCUCACGGGUCUUUUUCUCUUCCUCUUCACCACGGCCCGCACCCCCGCGGCGGUGCUCGGGUGGAACUGCGCCACGUCUCUCACGCAGAACGCCAUGUACGCCGUGCUCUACGCGAUCAGCUACGAAGUCUUCCCCGCGCCGAACAGGGGGACGGGAGAUGGGUUGGCGAUGGCCACGCAGAGAGUGUUCGGCGUGAUCGCGCCUGUGGUGGGCGCUUAUGCGGGUACAACCCCCACAACGCCCAUCUAUGUCAGUGCGAGCUUCUUCAUGGCUGCGGCGGUACUCAUGUUGUUGUUGCCGUACGAGACGAGGGGUCGAGCAGCUUUGUAG
Messenger RNA from Kalmanozyma brasiliensis GHG001, 1776 nucleotides. Its product is annotated as Major facilitator superfamily. The record is from RefSeq and is a predicted model, not a curated record. Gene Ontology annotation, molecular function: transmembrane transporter activity. Gene Ontology annotation, biological process: transmembrane transport. Bases 1 to 1776 code for a protein of 591 amino acids. Lineage: Eukaryota; Fungi; Basidiomycota; Ustilaginomycetes; Ustilaginales. The transcript has a single exon.